AUGUAUGCCGUACUGAAAUGUUUGUGUAAAGGUAUAGCUGCUGAUAGCACAGAUGAUUAUGUUCGUAUGGGAGCGCCAACCGUCUAUAUGCAUGUGAAGAGGUUUACCAGGAAUUGUCCAACAUCAUGGGCAGGUACGUUCCGUGGGCAUGAGAAAAAACCUACCAUGAUCUUAGAAGCCGUGGCAUCAUAUGAUUGGUGGUUUUGGAAUGGUUUCUUUGGAACGCCAGGGUCGAACAACGAUUUGAACGUAUUGGCUCAAUCUCCACUUUUUGAUAAGAUGGUUAAUAGUUUAGCAGCUCCUUUUAAUUACCGCAUCAAUGGCCACAGCUACGACAAGGGUUACUACUUGGCGGAUAAUAUAUAUCUACGAUUUUCUUGUAUUGUGCAGUCAUUCAAAAUUCUUCUUCCAAAUCAGCCAUCUAAUACGUUGUUCAAUAGAUACCAAAAAGCGAAGAGAAAGGAUGUUGAAAGGGCUUUUGGAACUCUCCAAAACAAGUUCCAAAUAACAAAAAAUCCAACAUUUUACUGGGAUAGGGAGGAUAUAAACUUUAUUAUCAAGGCUUUUUGA
This is a messenger RNA of Papaver somniferum (opium poppy), 570 nucleotides long. RefSeq lists its product as uncharacterized. Lineage: Eukaryota; Viridiplantae; Streptophyta; Magnoliopsida; Ranunculales; Papaveraceae. The transcript has 2 exons. The coding region runs from base 1 to 570 and encodes 189 amino acids. The record is from RefSeq and is a predicted model, not a curated record.